Nymphaea colorata (pocket water lily) is the source of this 2543-nucleotide messenger RNA. RefSeq names its product SWI/SNF complex component SNF12 homolog. Gene Ontology annotation, cellular component: nucleus; SWI/SNF complex. NCBI's taxonomy places the organism in Eukaryota, Viridiplantae, Streptophyta, Magnoliopsida, Nymphaeales, Nymphaeaceae. The transcript is spliced from 3 exons. Bases 309 to 1955 code for a protein of 548 amino acids. Gene Ontology annotation, biological process: regulation of transcription by RNA polymerase II. The record is from RefSeq and is a predicted model, not a curated record.
GAACAGUUUCCGUCUCCACCUCCUCCCUUGUCCCUUCAUCUUUCGCCGGACCACGAAACUCUACAGCAAAGCCAAAGAAGGUAGAGGAGUUUCACGGAUCCAUCUCCGGAGAACCAUCGUCAUUUCAUACCGGUUUUCACUGUUUCGAUUUCUGCACUUCUUUUCUGCAUCAAAGAGGAAAGCUUCUAGGGUUUUAUUUUUGGGCGUUCUUUUUCGAAGAUGAGUAUAGGGUUUUGCAAGAGGGUUUUGGUUAGAGCUCUUUGAAGCUCCCCUUCGAAGGUUGGGGUUUCAGUUUAUCGUACGAAGCCAUGGCGACGAAUACGAGCGGCAACGCCAGCACCAACCAGAUGCGGCAGCCCGGCGCUCCUGGCUCGCUGGGCAACUCGGCCAUGCCGCCCCCGCAGUCCAUGAUCCCGACGCCUUCGACGGCGGUGAACCCGCCGACGAUCCUCAAUUCGCAGCCGGCAGUCGCCCCCCCGCCCCACUUCCAGAGCCCCUUUCAGACGCAGGCUUUCGUUCAGGCUCAGGUGCAGGUGCAGUCGGCCCACCCUCAGUUCCAACCCCAGUCCCACCUGCAGAUGCAGACGCAGUCCAUCGUCCACGGCCAACCUCAGGUCCAGAAUCUCCAUUCAUCUUCUCCUACUCUAUCCACGCCGAGCUCAGCGAAUGCAAAGAGGGCCCAGCAAAAGCCGCCCGUCCGCCCCGCUGGAACGCCCACGAGCGCCAGUAUUGCUGCUGCAUUGAAGUCGGCGGAGCUCACCCCGGCCGCCCGCCGGAAGAAGCGAAAGCUUCCCGAGAAGCAGUUGCCUGACCGCGUGGCUGCGCUCUUGCCGGAAUCUGCCCUCUACACGCAGCUCCUCGAGUUCGAGAGCCGUGUAGAUGCGGCCUUGAUGAGGAAGAAAAUCGACAUUCAGGAGUCGCUCAAGAACCCGCCUUCGAUGCAGAAGACACUCCGAAUAUACAUCUUCAACACGUACGCCAACCAGAACAAGGCUCCUCAUGAGCGCGGGCCUGGGGAGACGCCAUCGUGGUCGCUAAAGAUAGUUGGGAGGAUUCUGGAGGAUGGUUCUGAACCGGAGCCAGCGGGUGGCAUUCCAAAGCCGAAUCAUUCGUUCCCGAAAUUUUCUGCAUUUUUCAAGAGAAUCACAGUUACCUUGGACCCGACUAUGUACCCUGAGAACCCAACAAUUGUGUGGGAAAAUGCUCGCUCGCCGGUCCAGCACGAAGGUUUCGAAAUUAAGCGAAUUGGGGACAAAGAAUUCACAGCCGGUAUUCGUCUCGAGAUGAAUUACGUGCCAGAGAAGUUCAAAUUGUCACCGGCACUAAUGGAGGUUCUGGGGAUUGAAGUCGACACCCGUCCGAGAAUUCUAGCUGCUAUAUGGCACUAUGUGAAGGCCAGGAAGCUGCAGAAUCCAGCAGAUCCCUCUUUCUUCAUCUGCGAUCCACCGCUCCGAAAGGUCUUCAAUGAAGAGAAAAUGAAAUUCACUGCAGUAUCACAUAAGAUAUCUCCUCAUUUAUCUCCUCCUCAAGCUAUACAAUUGGAACACAGGAUCAGGUUGUCUGGUGAAAUGCCAGUGGGCAGCGUAGCUUACGACGUUCUGGUGGACGUCCCCUUCCCUCUGCAGAAGGAGAUGGCUGCCUUUCUGGCGAAUACGGAGAAGCAUAAAGAGAUUGAAGCGUGUGACGAGGCCAUUUCUUCUGCAAUCAAGAGGAUCCAUGAGCACCGGAAGAGGAGGGCAUUCUUUUUGGGAUUUAGCCAGUCGCCUGUGGAGUUUAUCAAUGCCCUUAUUGCAUCGCAGAGUAAGGACUUGAAGCUGGUCGCCGGAGAAGCAAGUAGGAAUGCCGAAAAGGAGCGGCGUGCAGAAUUCUAUAAUCAACCAUGGGUUGAGGAUGCUGUCAUUCGCUAUUUGAAUCGUAAGCCUGCUGGUGGAAGUGAUGCACCGGGAGCCACAUGAUAAAAGUUGCAGAGGAGUCAUCCCGUAAGGCUCAGCACACCUGGCUGGGGUGGACUGUCUAGGGCCAUUCAAAUUGACGGUCAUCAACAGUCCAAAACUGAAGCGUGCAUCCUUGGGUGCAAGACUAGAGCAAUGAAGUGGUUUUGUAGUUUAUGAGGGAGGGAGCAGUCAAUUUGGACAAACGUGAGGGGAUGGUUGUGAAUCCAUGCAUUUAUCGUGCAUGUUGUUGGCUUUGUUGCCCCCAUAAAAUGGCCACUCGAAGGAAGUUUUGCACGUGGAUUGUUUACUCAUUUCCACUCUGUCCACCAACUUGGGCAAGAAGUGAUAGCAAACAGCAGUGUUAGAGCCAAAAAUUGAUUUAGUUAUUUUCUUGUAUAUUAUGUAUCCUUGUCAUGGUAAAAAUGGGGUGGCAAUAUUGGCAAAAUUCCAUGUAUGUUGUUUUCAAGGAGUGUACAUCCUCUUUCUGGUGCAUUUGAUCAGUCUUUCCGUGCAUUUCAUCAGUCAAUGGUGCAAACUUUAAAUUUUAUGACAUGCCCUUUGGUUGUUUUUACUUGUAGAGAUUAACUGUGAAUGAAGAUUCAUUUGGAC